Molecule: messenger RNA, 3136 nt
Organism: Hyposmocoma kahamanoa
Lineage: Eukaryota; Metazoa; Arthropoda; Insecta; Lepidoptera; Cosmopterigidae
Gene: Inx3
Product: innexin inx3
Exons: 9
Coding region: 257-1417 (386 amino acids)
Biological process (GO): phototransduction
Cellular component (GO): gap junction; plasma membrane
Molecular function (GO): gap junction channel activity
Source: RefSeq, a predicted model, not a curated record
CCCAUGAGCAGCUGGUGUCUCGUAUGCUGCCGGCCCCUGCUGCCACUCGUUUUACCCCAAUCAUUUUACUGCAUCUUAUGACAUAUUAUCCAUAAUAAUAAUGACGUAAAACUAAUGCCAUUACGUGCUUUUAGUAAUAGUGAGGCUGUGUAAAUUGUGUCGUGUAAAGACAAGCCGUGUGAUUGUAAAGUUUUGAGAAAUCGGAGGCGCUGGAUAAUAACAGUUAGGUUUAAAAAGAUAUUGAACAAAGUCGAAGAUGGCGGUAUUUGGCAUGGUGUCCGCGGUAGCGGGCUUUGUCAAAGUCCGUUACCUGAUCGACAAAGCAGUCAUAGACAACAUGGUAUUCCGGAUGCAUUAUCGCAUCACUUCAGCUAUUUUGUUCCUUUGCUGCAUCCUUGUUACUGCCAAUAACCUUAUUGGUGACCCGAUCUCAUGCAUCAACGAUGGAGCUGUGCCGCCUCACGUGUUGAAUACUUACUGCUGGAUCACGUACACUUUCACGCUACCCUAUGUUAACAAUAAGGGCAUAUCACAUCCAGGCCUUGGCAACGAUUAUGAGGAAGAGAAGCGUAUCCAUGCUUAUUAUCAGUGGGUGCCGUUUAUGUUGUUCUUUCAGGGACUCCUAUUCUACAUGCCGCAUUGGAUAUGGAAGAACUGGGAGGAAGGAAAAGUCCGUAUGAUAUCAGAUGGUAUACGAGGGACUGCUGCAACCAUUGCUGACGACAAGAACAACCGUCAGAAUCGACUUGUGCAGUAUCUGUUAGAUACUUUACACAUGCACAACACAUACUCCUUCGGCUACUUUUUCUGUGAGGUCCUGAAUUUUAUAAACGUUGUUGGCAACAUCUUUUUCCUCGAUUUAUUCCUCGGGGGCGCCUUCUUGACAUACGGUACUGAAGUGGUUAAGUUUUCUAACAUGAAUCAGGAACAACGAACAGAUCCGAUGAUCGAGGUAUUUCCUAGAAUUACCAAAUGCACAUUCCACAAGUUUGGUGCUUCCGGAUCGAUUCAGAAACACGACGCGCUUUGUGUUCUGGCUCUGAACAUCCUCAACGAAAAGAUCUUCAUUUUCUUAUGGUUCUGGUUCAUCAUCUUAUCUGUGGUGUCAGGAAUUGCUUUAUGGUACUCGGCCGCCGUGAUUCUAUUGCCGAGCACUCGUGAGACCAUUCUCAAGCGGCGGUUUCGUUUUGGAACUCCCAACGGAGUUGAAGCUCUUGUCCGGAAGACUCAGGUGGGCGACUUCCUACUCCUUCACCUGCUAGGCCAAAACAUGUCUCUCCGUGUUUUCGGUGAGGUUCUGGACGAGCUGUCUCGAAGAUUGCAUCUCGGUUCCAACCCACCAUCAGCGCCAUCUACUUUGGAAAUGGGACCUCUAUACCCCGACAUCGACAAGUACUCCAAAGAGACUGAGACGUAAGCAGCUCGAAUUAGGAAGCAAUAAACGCUAUAAAAUUAUAUUUUAAUGUCUCUAUUACGUUUUUUGAGAAAGCUCCCCCUUAAACUUCCAUCUUGAUUUCUGUAGUAAAGGACAAUUUGAUAGCAGAAAUCAAAUUUUUCAAACAAUGUAGUCGAGACGUUUAAGUAGGUUCCUUCGUAUACUGGUCGGGCCGGGUUUACGAUCAUACGAUGGCGCUAAGUGGCAGCUACAAUCUACCAACUUCAAAGGGUCCAUUACAUUUGAGAUCCGCAGAGACAUUCUUGCCUUGACUGACGCGGUAGCUUAGAUGAUUACUUGUUAACGAAUUAUAAAAUUCCAGUACGAGACUUUAACAACAUGACAUUCCUUCUUUUAUAGUAGAAAAAGAUGUUAGUAUUACACAGUUUAAGGUAAUAUCUCAGCCACAUUUUGCCGAUGUCUGCGUGAGCUUUAAAUUUAGGUCUCAAUGAAAAUUUUAGUGUAAAAAUUUAAUGCAACUAUCAUUAGUUGAAAGGUUUGUGAAUAAAAAUAGUUAAUAAUUGGGAAUUAGUGACGUGAAAUAUAGUAAAUAGGAAUGUAAUAGUGUAUGAUAAUUUGUUAUUUCUAUCUAUAUUUUUGGUAAAGACUGUUCCGUAAGAAUGAAUCUCUUUUGGAUCUUUUUGUCUGUACUGUAAUGUGCCUAAUCGCUAUAGUUUGUGGAGUUCACAAAUAUAAAUUUUAAAAUAUUUUAGAUAUAAGGGACCCGCACGGUGGGUCUGAUUUUAAAUGAAUUCGCAUUGGCUGAGUAAGUAUUAUGCGAUUUGAAAUUAUUACCUUUUUAAAUUCGUAGCAAACUUCCAUUUUUUACUCUAUUAAUUAUAGAAUACAAUUUAUUUUAAAGACAAUAUUUUUAAAGUAGGUUUUAAUAUUAUGACAAUAUAACGAGAAAAGACAUAUCACCCACACAUGCAUAGAACAUUUUAAAUUGUAUUUCAUUAGAUCGUUAAGUUUUACUUUAAUUUCUACGCUAUUUCUUGAUUCUCGAAUAUGCGUGAUGUUGUAUAUUCGUUUUUUUAUAAGUUAAUAUUGGUAGGUAGGAAAAUAAUACAAAACUAAUUCUAAAUAUUCAAAAACAAUGUACUUUUAGUACAGUGCGACUUCUUUCUCAGUUUACUAUUAGUUAUAGGAUUUCGGUGCGUAUUGAGGUGUUCGUAGAGAAUAUUUUUAUACUCAUAUAUAAAUAAUUUACUCGAAUAUUGUGCCAUUGUAGCAAACUACCAUUUCGGCUGUCAUAUCUCUGCCAGAAUGCAUUUUCUGUCUUCACGAAAAGGCAAAAACUAUUCCAGUAAAGGACCAAUACUUCCAUUUUGUUUUGUAAACUACUGUAUUUGUAGGAUAAGGAUUUUUAUUUCAGUCAUUUUAGCCAUAUUCAUAACGAUAAGACGUAGUUCGUGAAUCAUGUCUUUUUCAACUUGAAUCUAUUUUUUUUUCCUUUGACCAUGACAACGUGGAUGUAAUACGUGUGUGGACAUGGUAAUAAAACAAUUGUCGCUGUUUGUGCUAACUACACAACGACAUGCAGUAACGCCUGUGACAUUUAAUAUAAGUUACUAGAGUAAGUUGUAUGUUGUUUUGAACUCGAUUAUCAUUCCUACAAUAGUUAUAAGUGGCUAACAAAUUACGUACAAUUAGGAAGACUGCUAUUGAGCCGACAAUUUCAGAUUAUUUUUCUCUGUAAUU